This is a messenger RNA of Diaporthe citri, 531 nucleotides long. RefSeq lists its product as uncharacterized. NCBI's taxonomy places the organism in Eukaryota, Fungi, Ascomycota, Sordariomycetes, Diaporthales, Diaporthaceae. The record is from RefSeq and is a predicted model, not a curated record. The transcript has a single exon. The coding region runs from base 1 to 531 and encodes 176 amino acids.
AUGGACGGAAUUCUUUCCAAACUCCAGCGGAUGCUGACGAACGGCAGCGGACCCGACAUCGUGUUCUUCCAAGAGGUGUCACGAAAGGCCCUCACCCAUCUCCUCCAAUCCGACAGGUUCAGAGAGCACUGGGUUUCAAGCGAGGUCGACGAGACAAAUUGGGCCGAGGUGCCCUUCGCUACCAUGACUCUGCUUUCGCGGUCCUCGUUCUGCAACCCCGAGAACACACCAGAUUCUACUUCCUCCUCCACCGCCGACGCUGGGAGUGGGAUCUGCCCGGUCUGGAGAAUCAAGUACCCAAGUCGCUUCAAGCGGGACGCUCUCUGCUGCGACAUCUUCUGGGGGAGGGAAACAAGGAUCCGCCUGGUCAACGUGCACCUCGACUCCCUUCCCAUCCAGCCGAACCAGAGACCACGUCAGGCGGCUAUCGCUGCUAGCAUUCUGCGCACAGCUGGUGUGGGAUGCGGGGUCAUUGCUGGCGAUUGGACAAAGUUGCCGUGCUGGGCCUCAAGCCUUUGGAUAUACAAGUGA